Ixodes scapularis (black-legged tick) is the source of this 493-nucleotide messenger RNA. RefSeq names its product barrier-to-autointegration factor. The transcript is spliced from 3 exons. Gene Ontology annotation, molecular function: DNA binding. Bases 109 to 381 code for a protein of 90 amino acids. NCBI's taxonomy places the organism in Eukaryota, Metazoa, Arthropoda, Arachnida, Ixodida, Ixodidae. The record is from RefSeq and is a predicted model, not a curated record.
GAGUGCAUCGCCAUAGUUUACAAAAAGUCACGGCUCGAGAAAAUAAACUUCGUUGCGACUUCUUCAAGGCACUCACGUUUACGUACGCAUCAACGCCAUCGGAUCAAGAUGUCGUCCACCUCCCAGAAGCACCGCAACUUUGUCUCCGAGCCCAUGGGUGAGAAGGCGGUGACGGACCUCGCAGGCAUCGGCGAGGUUCUUGGCAAGAGGCUGGAACAAAAAGGCUUUGACAAGGCCAGUGUGGUGCUGGGGCAGUUUUUGGUGCUGAAGAAAAACAAGGGCCUGUUUGUCGAGUGGAUGAAGGACAUAUGCGCCGCCAACAGCAAGCAGGCGUCGGACUGUUACCAGUGCCUUUACGACUGGUGCGACGAGUUCCUGUGAUGCGGUCGCGGCCCAUACGUUUGUUGUACAUAUUAACGUUUUUAGUUCUUUUUUUUUUUUCUGCUUUGGUUUUUAACAAUGAACUUAAUUUAAUAAAUAUCUGAUAAAUCUG